Messenger RNA from Pipistrellus nathusii (Nathusius's pipistrelle), 759 nucleotides. The record is from the annotation of a GenBank genome assembly. NCBI's taxonomy places the organism in Eukaryota, Metazoa, Chordata, Mammalia, Chiroptera, Vespertilionidae.
AUGAGCGAGCUGCCGCCCGAAGUGCGCGCCUUCCUGCGCGAGCACCCCAGCCUGCGCCUGCAGCCCGGCGGCCGCAAGGUGAAGUGCGCUCUGACGGGCCACGAGCUGCCCUGCCGCCUGCCCGAGCUGCAGGCCUACACCGGCGGCCGGAAGUACCGGCGGGCCCGCGCGCCCCCUGCCUUCGCCUACGCCGACUUCGAGCCGCACAUCGUGCCCAGCACCAAGAACCCGCACCAGCUGUUCUGCAAGCUCACCCUGCGGCACAUCAACCGGUCCCCGGAGCACGUGCUGCGGCACACGCGGGGCCGCCGCUACCAGAAGGCCCUGUGUAAAUACCAAGAGUGUCAGAAGCAGGGCGUGGAGUACGUGCCCGCCUGCCUCCUGCACAAGAGGCGGCGGAGGGAGGACCAGGCGGACAGCGACAGGCCGCCCCGCCGGAGGCCAGCCUUCUGGGAGCCCGAGUCCAGCGACGGUGAUGGCACUGCCCCGAGCGACAGCGACGACAGCAUGGCAGACCUGUACCCACCUGAGCUGUUCACCAGGAAGGACCGGGCAGGGGCCGAGCAGGGGGACAGCGCUGACGACGUUCUGACCGAUGAGGACGAGAGGCCGAGGCAGCCGAGAGAAGAGGCCGCUGGGGACGGAGAGGGGACGGGCGGGGCCCUCAAGCGCAGGAAGAAGCAGCCGGGCCCGUCAAAGAAGUUCAAAAGCUGUCACCGCAAGCCCAAGCACGUCCGCUCCUUCAAGCAGACGGGGUAA